AGAAGCGGCAAAUACAUUUCAAUACAGUACAGUACAACCAAGUCGAGUAAGAGUCAGAGUCCUGUCGAGCCGAGUCUGAGCGACUUCAUACCGGUAGAUCUUCAUUUGGCUGUAUCCUUUCCUAUUUCCUACCGGUAUCCUACGAAGGAUCUCUGUUUUCAUAGUAUACUGCACGUUUGUUGGAGAGAUGGCAUUCAGAGGGCGAGGAAGGGCGGCUCCAGCCGGCUAUGUGCCAGGCCUUGGCCGUGGGGCUGCCGGUUUCACAACCCGCUCCGAUGUUGGCCCCAUGGCUGCUCCUGGAAGUGUCGAUGAUGCUGCCGAUGCAUCGGGAAGUGGAAGCCGAUCUUCAGAGCUGCGAGCGGCAAAGAUGGCCAUGAGGCAGCAACAGCAAAAGCAACAGCAGGGUAUGUUUGGAGCUGCUCCUCAGGGAUACGUCCCAGGUGCUGGGCGUGGAGCUAAUAUGGGAAAAGCGGACAACGAAGGUGGUCCAACUGGAUCCUACGACUCCUUUGGAGGGUACAAUAACGACAGACCCGUUGAUGAAUCACAGUAUGAUGAUGACGAUGACGAAGCCGACAAAAUUUGGGCUGCUAUUGAUGAACGAAUGGCUAGCAAACGGAAACGGAAGGGUGCCAAUUCAGCAGCUCAAGACGAAGAAGACGAACAAAAGUCAUCCAGAUCCAAAAUUGGAGUGCAAUUCCGAGAGCUAAAAGAGAAAUUAGCAGACGUUACAGAGGAUCAGUGGGCAAACAUUCCCGAAGUGGGUGACUACUCUUUGAAGUUCAAGCAAAAACAACGGCAAGAAGUGUACACUCCCGUCUCGGAUUCUCUGUUGGAGCAACGCACCAAUGCCAACCUAGAUGCUACAGCCGGGACCACAGGGACUGGAAUUGCGGCCACAACCUCUGCAUUCGAAUCGGGGACUGUUACAAAUAUGUCAGGGGUUGGUGCCGCAAGAGGCAAAGUUCUAGGUAUGUCACUGGACAGCAUGAGCGAUUCCAUAUCGGGACAAACAGUGGUGGAUCCACAAGGUUACUUGACAAGUCUCUCGAGUACCAAAAUUGCCACCAAUGCUGAAGUUAGCGAUAUCAACAAAGCACGCCUCUUGCUCAAAUCUGUCCGAGAUACAAAUCCAAAGCACGCCCCCGGCUGGAUCGCUUCGGCCCGUGUUGAGGAAGCUGCUGGAAAGAUCCUGCAGGCCCGAAAAAUCAUCCAAGAAGGCUGCAAUGUUUGUUCGGACAGCGAAGAUGUGUGGCUCGAAGCAGCGCGGCUUCACCCGCAAGAAGUAGCCAAGAGUAUCUUGGCAACAGCAGUUCGUAAGAUACCAACAUCUGUCAAGAUAUUUCUUAAAGCUGCUGAUUUGGAACCCAAUGAUGCUGCCAAGAAAGCAGUGCUGCGAAAGGCGCUCGAAGCUAACCCGUCAUCCGUUACCCUCUGGAAGGCAGCUAUCGAUUUGGAAGAUGCAGAUGAUGCCCGUGUUCUAUUAUCUGUUGCAGUCGAAAAGAUUCCUCAUUCCGUGGACAUGUGGUUGGCGCUGGCUCGACUGGAAACGUAUGAGAAGGCCCAAAAAGUUUUGAAUCGGGCACGAAAGGCUUUGCCCACGGAGCGGACAAUUUGGCUUGCUGCUGCGAAAUUGGAAGAGUCUCAAAACCACAACCAGGUCGUCGAGAAGAUUGUAGAGAGGGCCGUCAAAUCUCUUCAGAAGCAUGAUGCUGUGGUGACACGUGCCCAAUGGCUGCAUGAGGCAGAAACCGCGGAAGCUGCCGGAGCCCCCUUAACGAGCGCAGCAAUCGUCAAAUUCACUGUGGGGUACGGAGUGGAACAAGAAGAUAGGCAACGGACUUGGGCAGACGAUGCAACAGGGGCUCUGGCGAGGGGGAGUGUGGCCACUGCCCGAGCGAUUCUCACGCACAGUCUUGCGGCGUUCCCGACGAAACGGAGCCUCUGGAUGCAGGCGGUUGACAUGGAACGUAAGCAUGGAACGCCAGAGACUUUGGACGAGACGUUGGCUGCGGCAAGCAAGCGAUUGCCUCGAGUUGAAAUAUUCUGGCUGGUUCGUGCUAAAGAACAAUGGCUUGCUGGUAAUGUGGGAAAAGCCAGAGAUAUCCUAACUGAGGCCUUCGCAGCAAAUCCUGAUUCAGAGGCUGUCUGGUUGGCUGCUGCGAAGCUCGAGUGGGAAACCGGAGAGAUUGAACGCGCAAGAGUCCUGUUGCAACGUGCGCGAGAACGGGCACCCACUGACCGUGUCUACAUGAAGUCAGCUUUGCUAGAAAGGGAGCAGAAGAACUUCAAGGAAGCCUUGUCGCUCUUAGAAGAAGGGAUUUCCAACUAUAAGUCUUUCCCAAAGCUUUACAUGAUGGGAGGUCAAAUAUGUUCAGAGGAUUUGGCGAAGGAAAAGUCGAACUUGGACAAAGCAAGGAAAUUCUAUCAGCGUGGCCUACAGGAAUGCCCACAAAACGUUAUUCUUUGGGCGCUGGCUAGUCGCUUGGAAGAGAAGGCGCAUACGUUCGACGCCACCGGCACGGUCAAGCCAGGUCUGGGAGUGACCAAGGCACGGGGCUUGCUUGAGAUUGCCCGUUUGAAGAACAACAAGAAUCCUCUGCUAUGGCUGGAAUCAAUUCGCUUAGAGCGACGAGCCAACAAUGAUAAACUGGCAGACUCUCUUACUGCUCGAGCUUUGCAAGAAUGUCCGAACUCAGGAUUGCUCCUUGCCGAGAACAUCGCUUCGGCUCCCCGUGCUGCGAAGAAAUCCAAGUCCGCUGAUGCAAUCAAGCGACUCCCAGAGGAUCCUCUGGUAAUAGCGGCCGUUGCCACUUUGUUCGCUUCUGACAGGAAGAACGAGAAGGCGCGAAAGUGGUUCGACAGAGCAGUGAUCUUGGACCCGGACAUUGGAGACUCGUGGGCUCGCUUCUAUGCGUUCGAGCUGGAGGUUGGUACCAAGGAGCAACAAGACAAAGUAAAAGAACGAUGUGUCAAGGCAGACCCCAAGCACGGUGAAUUGUGGACGAAUCUAAGUAAAGAUAUGGCAAACCGUCACAAGCCCAUGGCUGAGCUCUUGGAACUCGUGGCACGGAAGCUGUUGUCUGCCAAGAACGGAGACGCGUAAACUAGGAGAGCAACUCUGUGCUUUGUCGGUUGUGUUAUUGCACUGAGAGUUAUCAUCACGCGCAGCAAUCUCGAGAACCCAACGAUAUUCUCACGAGUUGCAGUGUUCGUCACGUUUCCACUAGCUACUAGUUAAGUUAGUUGUC
This is a messenger RNA of Seminavis robusta, 3251 nucleotides long. The record is from the annotation of a GenBank genome assembly. Lineage: Eukaryota; Bacillariophyta; Bacillariophyceae; Naviculales; Naviculaceae.